CUCAUUGUCUAGCUGCGAUGCCUUCAGAAAGAGGCUUUUCAGAAAAAGCCAAAACUCCGAAGGUUUUAGAGGACACAAGAGUUGAUGACUUUCCUCUUGCGGCAGUUGUCGGUCAAGAUGCAGUGAAAGUUGCUUUGUUACUUGCAGCUGUCAAUAAGAACUUGAGAGGCAUCAUUUUGUCAGGAAGAAGGGGAACAGGAAAGUCUAUUAUGGCACGAGCGAUACACGCACUUCUGCCGCCUAUUGAAGUGCAGAAAGGUUCUUUUUGCAAUCAAGCUCCACAGAGUAAUUCGGAUGACGUCGUUGUUAUGAAACCAUAUUUUGUUCAAAUUCCUCUUAACGUAACAGAAGAUAGAUUGUUGGGUUCUGUAGAUAUUGAAGAGUCUUUAAGUCGAGGUGAACCUGUUUUUCAACCAGGUAUUCUGGCAAAGGCCAACAGAAGUGUGCUUUACGUGGAUGAACUCAAUCUGUUGGACGACUCGAUAGUCAAUAUUCUUCUUGGUGUAUUGGCAGAUGGACAGGUCGUUGUAGAACGUGAAGGAUUCUCUGUGACUUAUCCAUGUGAGCCUUUGUUUAUUGCCACAUACAAUGUCGAAGAGGGAGAAAUAAGACCCCAUGUUUUGGAUAGAUUUGCUAUUUCUCUUUCAGUUGACAAUGAACCACUCACACAAGAUCAACGUAUAGAGGCAGUGAAUAUGAGUAACAUGUUUGCUGAUCAGCGACAAGAGUUGAUUAGCCAAUUCAAUGAAGAAACACAAGAGAUGGCAUCGAGGAUCAUUUUUUCCAGAGAGUUUUUGAAUGAUGUUGUUGUUACGAAAGAACAAAUAGAAUACUUGUGUACAGAAGCGUCUCGAGGUCAAUGUAUUGGUCAUCGCGGUGAAGUGUUCGCAGUAGAAGCUGCAAAGGCCUCUGCCGCCUUGGAUAACCGAGACUAUGUAUCGGAAGAGGAUCUUCGAACAGCGGUGAAACUUGUUCUUGUUCCACGAGCAAUGUCUCUUCUGAAUAAUGAACAGCAGUCAGCUCCAGAACCCAAGUCUGCACCACCUCCGCCCCCUUCCUCUUCAGACAAUGAAGAAGAAGAAGAAGAAGAAACGGAGACUAAAGAACAAGAAGAAACCAAUUUUCAGGUUCCAGAAGAGUUUUUAUUUGAUCCUGAAGGAGGUAUUGUGGAUCCCAAUUUACUCCAGUUUGCCUCAAAACAAAACAGCGGUCGUAGUGGGAAGCGGGGUAAAAUAUAUUCAUUCGACAGAGGUCGUUAUAUAAAGCCUGUAUUGCCUCGUGGCGAUACUUGGAGAAUAGCAUUAGACGCUACUUUACGAGCAGCAGCUCCUCUUCAGAAGAUAAGAAGGGAACGUUACAUGGAUAUCACGUCAUCCAACGACCGUCGUGUGUAUAUCAGAAAUCAGGAUAUUCGCAUUAAGAAGAUGUCUAAGAAGGCUGGAACUUUGGUUAUUUUCCUAGUUGAUGCCUCGGGUUCGAUGGCUUUGAACCGAAUGAAUGCUGCAAAAGGGGCAGCAAUACGGCUUUUAUCAUCUGCAUAUGAGUCUCGUGACAAGAUUUCUCUUAUUUCUUUUCAAGGUGAGAAUGCACAGGUACUUCUUCCACCCACUCGUUCAGUGGCCAUGGCCAAAAGGAGGAUGGAGACCAUGCCUUGUGGUGGAGGUUCUCCUCUAACGCAUGGAUUGUUUCUCGCUUCAAAAGUGGGAAUUCAGGCUCUUAGUAGUGGAGACGUGGGACAAGCAAUCAUUGUACUCAUUAGCGAUGGUAGAGCAAAUAUUUCACUUUCGCAAAGCUUAGGAGAAGCCCCUGAUACCAAAAAGAGCAAAGCUGAAUUGAAACAAGAAGUCUUAGAUAUGGCUAGGAAAAUAGCAGCACUAGCAAAAGUCAAAUUGCUUUGUAUUGAUACAGAGAACAAAUUUGUGUCAACAGGUAUCGCAAAAGAGAUCGCAAAUGCCGCGAACGGAAAUUACAACUAUCUUCCCAAAGCCACUGACUCUGCAGUAGCUUCCCUAGCGGGACAAGUUAUUUCAAGCAUAAAAAGUAAUUUCUGAGAAAAAGUCCAACUCUAUUCUGCAAAAGUACGGCAACUUUGAAA
This is a messenger RNA of Galdieria sulphuraria, 2095 nucleotides long. Its product is annotated as magnesium chelatase subunit D. Lineage: Eukaryota; Rhodophyta; Bangiophyceae; Galdieriales; Galdieriaceae. The coding region runs from base 18 to 2051 and encodes 677 amino acids. Gene Ontology annotation, molecular function: ATP binding; ATP hydrolysis activity; magnesium chelatase activity. The transcript has a single exon. Gene Ontology annotation, biological process: chlorophyll biosynthetic process. The record is from RefSeq and is a predicted model, not a curated record.